AUGAUCCAAAACACACGGUCUUCAAUACUUUUGCCAAUUUUAUUUUUGCUUUUGUUAGUUGAAAUUGCGAAUGGUUUACAAUGUUAUGAUUGUUAUGGAACUGGACCCGAUCACAAAGAAUGUACACAACAAAGAAGUUGCAAUGGAGUUGCUUGUAUGAUUUGUGAGUUUUAUUUUUGGAGUUUAUUUUGGUGGCGGGAAAGCUUCAUUUAAAAUUUUGAAAAAAAUGUUAAUAAAUUUUGAAUUUCGAAAAUAUACCAGAAAAUUUUCAACAUUUGGAAAUUUUAAUGAAAACCAGAAAAAAAGUUGGAAUAUUCCCAGAUUUCGUAGUUCUUUUUUUUCAACUUCAAUCUGGACGCAAAUAAAAACAAGAAAUUCGCAAUCUAGAAAAUUAUUCCAUUUUGCAGUACUGUAAUUCCAAAAUUAACUGGAAAAAACCAAACUGCGAAAAUCACAAACUUUUUUCGAUUGCAAUACUGAAUUUUCCGAAAAAACUUUUUCAAAAAAUUCAAGAAAAAUUCAAAUCUUCAAAUCUCGCAGGAACUAGAAAUUGAAAAAACAACAGAAAACUCUCCUCGAAAAAAAACUGAAUUUUUUCCAGUCAAUUCCAAACUUUAUAGAUUUCCCUAUGUUUUUCUAAACUUCAAAUAUAUUUUAUUUUCAGUCGAUGCUGGUGAUAAUCAAACAGCCUCCGCAUUUUGCCUUCUCGCAAUGAAAGGUCAAAAACUCGAUGAAGCUAAAGAUGGAUGUUGGUUGGAACCGGAUGGAAAAGGAAAACAUUGUAUGUGUUUCAGCGAUUUUUGUAACAAAUUGGUUGAUCGACGAAAUACUGAUGAAUGUAAGUAUUUUACUUGUUUUCUAACUAAAAAUUAUUAUAAAGUUCAAAAGUGUUUUCCUUUUUUUGCUGCUCGAGAAAAGCAGCAAAAAAAAACAAAUAUUUGGAAAACUGAUAAAUACGAAGAGAUACAAUAACAGUUGCGAAAAGCUACGCAAAAAAAAAGAACGGUUGCGCGGCGAGCAACGAGCAAUUACGUCAAAGAGAAAAGACAGACAGAUUGGCGACUAAUUCGAGAAACCAAAAAAUGUUGCGAAUAGAAAAAAUAGAACUUGAAAAAAGACACGUAGAAAUUUAUAAUAUGAAUUUUGUGUAAUUUUUUUUUAAUUCAAAUUUGUUGAGUAAUUAUACAAACAUAUUGAUAAUGAUAGAAAAAAAAUUGUUAUUAUUAAAAUAUUAAUCAUAACAAAAUUCUGAAACGUAUCUUUUCGGAAAUUUUUAUGGAAAAGUAAAUUUUGUAUACUGUUUUCGAACAAUUGAAAGCGUUUAUCCUGGGUUCUUUUUGAGACCUGACACAAUUUCAGGAGUUCAACCCGAAAGUGAGAAAAUCAGAGAAACAUAUUUUGAUCUACAAAAGAAAACAUUUCGAAAAAUUCUCCACAUUCCUUAUUCAAUUAUUUUCAGCUGAUCCAAUGGCUCCACUUCUUCCAACAGCCGACUUUUUGAAACAAAACCCGCUCGUCGACUACGAUUCUCCAAAUCUUGGCGAUUAUGUCGAUGACGGUUCACAUCCGCCACCAAGUCAUGUGCUUUUCCCAUCCGCCGACAAGCCUGAUCCACGUGUCGCUGGUUCACCAGAUACUGAUGAUGAUGGUAAGAGAUUCUGAAAAAUAAUUUAUUUGGAAACAAUAAUAAUUCCAGAUCUUGUCGCUGUGAAUUUGGAUGAAUACGAUGAACAGGAAGCUCAAAAGGCUGAAAGACAUCGAUACCAUCAUCAUAAUAAUCAUCAUUCGACAACACCUUCAACUUCAACAACUACAGAUGAUGCAAUUGUUCUACCAGUUGAUGAUAAUUCAGAAGAUGACACUGAAGAUCGCACAAAACUUGCGCGAGUUCCAGAAAAUCGAGAUGAAAAUAUUGCGAAAGAAGUUUCAUCGAGUUUCAAACCACCAGCGUGGGUUUUAUUCUUCUUCCCAAUGGCUGCAUCGUGGGCCAGAUUUGUCACCAGUUUCUAA
This is a messenger RNA of Caenorhabditis angaria, 2010 nucleotides long. The record is from the annotation of a GenBank genome assembly. Lineage: Eukaryota; Metazoa; Nematoda; Chromadorea; Rhabditida; Rhabditidae.